AUGGCAAAGAAGAUUAUUAUCGACACUGACCCGGGCAUUGACGAUGUCCUUGGUCUCUUGCUGGCGCUGUCCGCCACUCCGGAGGAGGUAGAGGUUCUGCUUAUCUCGUUAACAUUUGGAAACAUCGAAGUGAACAAUUGUCUUCGAAAUGCGGUCUCCAUGUUCCACAUCCUCGAACGGGAGAUGCAGUGGCGGCGAGAGAAAGGCCGACCAGAGGGCUUCGGCGCCUUGAGAGCCCAUCGCCCUAUCAUCGCUGUCGGUGCCGAGAAUCCCCUCGAGGAUCAGAAGCUGCUGGCUGAUUACUUCCACGGUACCGAUGGACUCGGUGGUAUCCACGACAGUCACCCACAUCUUACCCCCACUGAGGCUUGGGAACACUUGUUCCACACUACCAUUGACCAGGAAGGUAUUCCCUCAGCGACCACCUCCGACAAGGAGCGCGCCUUCGCGCCAUCCAAGCUCCCAGCAUACAAGGAGAUCCUCCGAGCCCUUCGUGAUAACGAAAAAGACUCCGUGACUCUUGUAGCAGUGGGCCCACUGACCAACCUCGCUCUGGCUGCAGCAGAAGACCCCGAAACCUUCCUCCGCGUAAAGGAGGUAGUAGUCAUGGGAGGCGCAAUCAACAAACCUGGAAAUGUAACCCCAGUGGGAGAAUUCAACGCCUAUGCAGAUGCAGUAGCUGCCGCUCGAGUCUUCGCCUUGACAUCUCCAAACCCACACACAACAGUCCCGCCAACGAGGAGCGCCAAACUACCCCCUUAUCCAGCAAAGCUCAGUCGUACACUUACGCUACGUCUAUUCCCGCUGGAUAUUACCCUUCGCCAUAACCUCUCCCGCGGCCAGUUCCGCGAAGCUAUCACCCCACUUCUGGCCGGCGGAUCCCCGCUUGCAGAAUGGGUUGAUGCCUUCAUGGGUCAUACCUUCAAGACCCUUGAACGUCUGCACCCUGGCCACGAGGGCGAUGAUGCUCAAUUGAGUCUGCAUGAUCCUGUUUGUAUUUGGUAUGCUAUCACCGCCGAGGAUCCAAAGUGGCUUCCUUCUCAGAACUCGCCCGAGGAUAUUCGCAUUGAUACGCUUGGUCAGUGGACUCGCGGUAUGUGUGUUGUUGAUCGUCGCAAUCGACACCGGAUUGAAGGCGAAGAAGAGACUUCCAGUGACCAUGGACUUUGGUUGAGUGGAAGUGCUGGAAAUCGGAUCUGGCGGAUGGAUGGGUCGCCUGCUGAGGAGAACUUUGGAGAGAUUCUUAUGCAGAGAUUGUUUAAUUAG
Messenger RNA from Penicillium nucicola, 1266 nucleotides. Its product is annotated as putative nucleoside hydrolase. The record is from RefSeq and is a predicted model, not a curated record. Gene Ontology annotation, molecular function: purine nucleosidase activity. Gene Ontology annotation, biological process: purine nucleoside catabolic process. Gene Ontology annotation, cellular component: cytosol. NCBI's taxonomy places the organism in Eukaryota, Fungi, Ascomycota, Eurotiomycetes, Eurotiales, Aspergillaceae. The transcript is spliced from 5 exons. The coding region runs from base 1 to 1266 and encodes 421 amino acids.